Messenger RNA from Suillus subalutaceus, 750 nucleotides. RefSeq lists its product as uncharacterized. NCBI's taxonomy places the organism in Eukaryota, Fungi, Basidiomycota, Agaricomycetes, Boletales, Suillaceae. The record is from RefSeq and is a predicted model, not a curated record. The annotation marks the transcript as partial. The transcript is spliced from 3 exons.
AGAAAGCUCUGUCCUGCAACCCCUGCCACUGAAGUCACCAAAAAGUCCGCGCGUGGCGGCCAUCAGCAGGGUGCCCCAAAUUACAACAAAGAGGACAUCAGUGCCCUUCUUACAGCCUGCGGGGAGCAUUUGCCGGUGGGUGCAAAGAGCUGGAGUGCCAUUGAAACGACCUUUGGUCAGUGGGCUGAUGAAAAUUCUCGCCCUGCUCGUUCUGCAAAGUCUCUUGAAUUAAAAUUCAAGCAGCUGGUUCAUACUACCAAACCCACCGGAGAUGCUGAGUGUCCCCCUCACAUUGAACAUGCUCAUCAAAUCGACAGCGACAUUAACGAGAGAGCUGGUACACAAGACCUUGAUGACAAGGAUAUUGCAGAUGAAGUUCUUGUCAUUAGUGACCAAGAGGAUAACCUGCAGCCAAAGGCUUGUAACCCUAGACUGGGUCCUAUUGCUCGUCAUUCUGUCACCCCAGCUCCGUGUGCAUCACGCAAUUCACAUACCCCAGGCCUUGAGCUUCUGACAACAAUCUCGACUUCACUUGAUCCCCAUCUCCAAGCUGCUCAAGAUGACGAACAGACGGCACGCACGCUGCAGUCCACACAAGUCAUGUCACUCUCAAACCAGUUGCGAGAUGCCCACAUGACCAUCAAUAGCCUCCGUGAUCAACUCCUGCAGGCCGAACGUGAGUGCAGCAAUGCAGAACGUCGUGCUGACCACUUUGAAAUGCAGUUGCAGAUGGCACAAGUUCUCCGUGGG